CACAGAAAAGUUAAAGGCCACCAACCGUCACACAAAGUAGUUUGUCAGUACAUCGCCACGUAGCACACUGCUACUCGAUCCUCAGAUGUUUGGAAUAUUUAGCUGUUUUACAAGGAAUAAGAUUCCCGACGGAAGAAUAUAGCAAAUGGAGCCAAAGUUUACCCUGGAGCAGUUUAACCUGCUGACACGUCUGGUGUCCAUUUGUGAGAGACUUCAGCAGGCCGGCCUGCCGCGGGACAACAUGUUCAAAACCAUCCGCAUGAUGCAGCAGAGCUGUCAUUUAGGGAAGAAGUUACCUAUGUGCGUCACUGAACCACCGAUAUUCACACGUGAGCAGCUCAUCCUGCUGACGCGUCAGUUGUCGGUUUAUCAGAGUCUGCAGCAGACUGGUCUGUCAGAGGACAGCAUCUCCCACAUCAUGCCCUACAUGCAGCAACAUAUAACAACAAACAUCGAUAUCGACGAACUCCAUCAAAAUGGGAAAGAGUCAAAAGAGGAAAAAGCCGAGAAGGUAGAUGGUGAGGUCAUCCCCUGCGUAAAGACAUCUCUGGAGCAAAUCCCAGAUGAGAAGUUAAUGACAGAUGUGGACGAGUUAAUGCGGAAAAUUGGUACAGAUAUGACGGACUUAAAUUCCGAAAUCAAGACUUUUCUCCGUAUUCAUCACAUUAGUCAAGACACCGUGUCAAAACAAAUCGGCACCAGCCAGAGUGUGGUGUCAGCGUUUCUUUUACAUGGUCGAGGGCUGAAACCGGUCAAUAAAAGAGCUCUCUAUACUUGGUACCUGAGGCAGAAGAGGAAUAUGUCAGGGAUAUCAGAUACCAAUUGCAGUCAGCAAAGUACCACGAAGAGGACAUUCGAUUUGACAAAUGAUAGCACUGCUCAUGGCCUUGACCACAAGCAGCGCAGGUUUAUGGUGAAGUGGCCAUCAGCAGCUACAGUGAUACUGGAGAGGUUCUUCCAAAUGGAUAAAAACCCCACCGAGAACCAGAGAGAGGAGAUUGCACGUGUCUGUAAUGACGAGUUACAAAAAACAGGUGAAGAGUACCCUCAUGGCCAGCUGAUGACAUCAGCGCAAGUCCAGACAUGGUUCAUGGAUAGGUGGUUUCAGGAUAUAACAAAGCACCAACGAAGUUAGCUUUGCGGAAAUAGGUUUCUUAAAGAUAU
This is a messenger RNA of Branchiostoma floridae (Florida lancelet), 1164 nucleotides long. Its product is annotated as homeobox-containing protein 1-like. Gene Ontology annotation, cellular component: nucleus. The coding region runs from base 146 to 1135 and encodes 329 amino acids. Gene Ontology annotation, biological process: positive regulation of DNA-templated transcription. Gene Ontology annotation, molecular function: double-stranded telomeric DNA binding. The record is from RefSeq and is a predicted model, not a curated record. The transcript has 7 exons. NCBI's taxonomy places the organism in Eukaryota, Metazoa, Chordata, Leptocardii, Amphioxiformes, Branchiostomatidae.